Spirodela intermedia is the source of this 2287-nucleotide messenger RNA. Lineage: Eukaryota; Viridiplantae; Streptophyta; Magnoliopsida; Alismatales; Araceae. The record is from the annotation of a GenBank genome assembly.
AUGGCAAAGAAGGCGACUGUAAGUGGCGUUAGAAGCGAGAGGAAGGGGAGCGGCUCCAUUUGUGGACACAGGAUGCCGGCACCGUUGACCUAUGUUGCUGCCGCCAUCGCCCUUCUGUCCUUGACGUCGAAUAUCGUCAUCUUCUACAAGUUUCAGAGAGAGGGAGCCAUGACACUCGGUCACGGCGUUAGCGGUAGCAACAGCCACCUUCUCAGCGAGGUAGAGGGGAAGACUCCGAGCACGGACACUGACUCUGUUGUGAUAAACCUCGAUCAGUGAGUCCCAAGAAAGAACCCCCGUUUUCUUCCAUCAUAUACUGCCGUCGUUGACUCUGUAUAGGAGAUGUUCCUCCGUAACGCCGUUGACUUCCCACCGUCUUAUUGGCUAUUCUCGUCUUCCGUCGGCUACUUGGUCUUUGCCGAUUAGUUUUAUUUUCCGGUGAACUGAGAGAUCGGAACUCUUUCUUUUUAUCCUACAGUGGCGAUCCCACGAUGUUCGAACCGUUCUGGAGGGCGACGGGAGAGAGAGGUAUCGUAGUUGUCCCGGGGUGGCAGACCAUGAGCUACUUCUCUAGGGCAGAUGGUCUCUGCUGGUUCAUGGAGCCGAAGCUUGCCGGAGAGAUCAUCCGUCUUCACCGUCUGGUCGGCAACGCGAGAACGGAAGGCAGGCACAUCGUCGUGGGCACCGGCUCCACCCAGCUCUUCCAGGCCGCCCUCUACGCGCUGUCUUCUCCCGACGCCUUGGAACCUGUCAGCGUCGUGUCUGCAGCCCCGUUCUACUCGGUGAGAGGAGCCCUGAAAAAUUGGUAUCACCUUUAGCUUGUUUCCAUAUCCUCAGAAACGUAUGAUUCCAAUUAUUUUGAUGGAAAAUUGUUGACUCGGCUUCUUCAUUCAGAGUAAAGAUACACAACAUUAUUCCCCAUCCGUCCGAGUCAAAGAAGAUUAGCACAUGCAAAAAUUUGUUUUCAACUAAUAAUUUUGAUAAUUACGUGUUUUUCUCGACAAAAUUCCAGGCCAUAGUUCUGUUAUCUUAACUUCGUAGGUUAAAAGUAUGAUCUUAUGGUAAUCAUUAUUAACUGAUUUUUGUUAAUAUGUUUGACGCUGUAAAAACUUCAAUUUUCUCUAUAAACAAAUUUCGGGAAUUUUUUUUAAAAAUGAAAGUGGAGGCUUACGUAGGGUAGGUACGAAGCAAAAGUCAACAGGGAAGAUUUCAGCUUUCAUACAGAAGAUUAGCAGAUGUCACGUUUCUCAACGAUUCCUUCUUUUCAGGAGAGCACAGUAGGGAUUGAGGCGGAAACGUACGAACUGACCUCUGUUUCUCAGUCUUAUCCCGCAGUGACGGACUUUCUGCGAUCAGGGCUCUACCGAUGGGCUGGAGACGCGAGAUCCUUCAACGGCGAUGGCCCAUACAUUGAACUCGUCUGCUCCCCCAAUAAUCCCGACGGGUUCGUGAUGGAAGCUGUUGUGAACAAAGAGGAGGGCAAGACCAUUCACGACCUGGCAUACUACUGGCCGCAGUACGCCCCCAUCACCGGCGCCUCCUCUCAUGACAUCAUGCUCUUCACCUUCUCCAAGAUCACGGGCCACGCCGGAACCCGUAUCGGGUGAGUCCCUCCGUCAAGUUGAAUUCUCCUCCUUUCUGUCCCUGCAGCUCGAGACGCGUGUUUUCCUACCAUUCUUCCCGAGAUGAUCUUCUCUACAGGUGGGCGUUGGUGAAGGACAGAGACGUUGCGGAGAAGAUGACCAAGUUCAUAGAGCUGAACACCAUCGGGGUGUCCAAGGACUCCCAGCUCCGAGCCGCCCGAAUUCUAGGAGCAGUAUCCGACGGGUACGAACUGGACGGACACCGCCGCCAUGGGAGGAUCUUCGUUUUCGGUCGGCGGUUGAUGGCGGAGAGAUGGGACCGCCUCCGUGAGGCAGUUCGGAUCACCGGCAGCUUCAGUGUGCCCGAGUACCCUUCGGCGGACUGCAACUUUACCGGGGAGAGCACCCCGUUGCUUCCUGGUAAUAGAAUCUAAGCAACACAUUAAAAGUUUCUCCCUUUUUAUGUGAAAUCAUGAAGUCUUUAAUACUCCGGCUAUUCCUUUAUGCUUUCUACUGCAGCCUUCGCCUGGUUGAGAUGUGAAAAGGAAGGUGUGGAUGACUGCCGGGGGUUCCUCAGAAGCCGCGGUAUACUGACGAGGAGUGGGAAGCUUUUCGGGUCGGGGCCGGACUACGUCAGGGUGAGCAUGCUGGACAGAGACGACAAGUUCAACCUCUUCAUACAGCGGCUCCUCUCGGCUGCCUGA